Messenger RNA from Girardinichthys multiradiatus, 1509 nucleotides. It is a transcript of the gene fdx2, whose product is annotated as ferredoxin 2. Gene Ontology annotation, cellular component: mitochondrion. Gene Ontology annotation, biological process: P450-containing electron transport chain; positive regulation of oxidoreductase activity. The record is from RefSeq and is a predicted model, not a curated record. Gene Ontology annotation, molecular function: 2 iron, 2 sulfur cluster binding. Bases 8 to 598 code for a protein of 196 amino acids. Lineage: Eukaryota; Metazoa; Chordata; Actinopteri; Cyprinodontiformes; Goodeidae. The transcript has 5 exons.
CAGAGUGAUGGCGGCGGCCGCUGCAGCCAGGUCGAGCAUGGGACUGACUUUGAGGCUCUCUAGAGUUAUCCCGGACUGUCGCUCAUGUCCCCUGUACAGGUUUAAGGGCUGCGUCGACAACACAGCCGGCUCUCAGAGAAGGGGCUCGUUUGAUAACCUCCGGACGAUAAAUCGGCAUUUACAGACGAGUAUAUGUCUCUAUCAAGCUGAAGAGGGAAGCUCCAACGCUGAAGACCCAGAUGAUGUGGUCAACGUAGUGUAUAUUGACCGGUCUGGCAAGAGGAUCCCAGUUAAGGCCAAAGUUGGCGACAACAUCCUCUAUUUGGCUCACAAACAUGGAAUUGACCUCGAAGGAGCCUGUGAGGCAUCGCUGGCCUGCUCAACAUGCCACGUCUAUGUGAACUCUGACCAUUUCGACAAACUUCCGGAGCCUGACGAGAGGGAGGAUGACAUGCUUGACAUGGCACCCAUGCUCCAGGAGAAUUCCCGUCUGGGAUGUCAGAUUAUUCUCACUCCGGAUCUUGAUGGCAUUGAACUUACCCUGCCCAAAGUCACCAGGAACUUCUAUGUGGAUGGCCAUGUUCCCAAACCUCACUGAGCAGAAAAACAGACGAUGAAGAGCGGGAACUGGAUUGAGAAAUGAGAGGGUGUUUCUGUGAGCAGGGUGUGCUGAGAAGAGAUGCAACAGAUAGGAUAGUAUUAUCCAUAGCAGCUCCCAGAACAUCUUACUGACAUUUCCCACUGUUUAAUCAAUGUCAGGACAGAUUUUGGAUGAGAUCAAGACAUUAAACACUAAGAAAGUCUAGUGAUCUCAAAGGUUACAUGCAAGAGAAACUGUCAUGGUUCACUGAUGUAUUUAUUUAGGUGGAGAAUUCUUUGGCCAUUUUUAAGACGUCAUUCAAUCUCACAGACUGCUCACUGCUCUAGUAUCAAUGUAAAAUCCACAUUGAUGAGCAGAGUCAGCAUCUGUGCUGGUGAAUGGCACAUUCCUUGUUACAGCUUAUAUACGCACAAGUAUCACAAAGUGAUACUCAUUUUGACCAGUCUGUUCUGAUCUUAACUGUCACACAUUCUACUAUGCAGUGGAUUUCUUUUUAUGUACCAUAGUUAUUUAUAGACGUUGAAGUGUUUUGUCAAAUUAGCCACAAAUCACAAAUUAGAAGGGUUUCCUUGCUGUUUGGCUCUCAAGUCUGACACAAAAGCCAUAUAAGUAAGUGUACUUGAUGUCUGGAUGCCAGAGGACGCUGAUGCUUAAUGCCUAUUUGUUUAAACAUUUCAAAACAUUCAGGUGCAUUGGACUUGAGUCAGAAUCUAACUGAAAGAUAUUUUUCUUUGGCAGUUAUUAAGGAUUUAUUGUUUGAUCAGGUUAGGGUGUGUUUACAUCGGGAACAUUGUGGGGUAUUCAUAUUUCCUCUGUAUGAGUUUACUCAAGUCUACUGUAUUUGUCCAACAUACGCACAAAUAUGUUUUUUUUUUCAGAUUGUGCAAUAAAAUCGACUCAGAAACUCA